Adineta ricciae is the source of this 477-nucleotide messenger RNA. Lineage: Eukaryota; Metazoa; Rotifera; Eurotatoria; Adinetida; Adinetidae. The record is from the annotation of a GenBank genome assembly.
AUGCACGAUGGUCUUCGUCUACCGCGACUUUUCCGAACAGCUGGUUUUAAAACCGAUCUCGCUGAUCUUACGAAUUUAGCUAGUUGUCGAAUGUACACGUCUGCCAGUGAAGUAUGGAAUGGACUUGCAAAAAAUGCUACUGAAGGUCUUGGCUCUCCGACAUUGAUUAUUCCUACGACGGCAUUACUUUUUCUCGGGCAAGUCCUACCGUUUAUGAACUUAGGAUCUCUUAUCUAUCAGCAGAUCAAUAAUUCAUCAACUUCUUACUGGUUCCAUUUGUAUUCUACGAUGACUCUGAUUUCUGUCGUUUCUGCUUAUCUACCUCGUAUUCUUGGAAUAACUCGUUUCCGUCAAGACUGGCGUGGAGCAAUUUUACAUCCAUUUGGCAUCGUACUACUUCUAGGAAUACAAUGGUAUGCUUUCGCCCGUAAAAUCAUCGGUUGCAAGACAAGCUGGCGUAACCGAGCGUAUGUAUAA